Messenger RNA from Chelonoidis abingdonii (Abingdon island giant tortoise), 3503 nucleotides. RefSeq names its product polycomb group ring finger 2 (gene PCGF2). Gene Ontology annotation, cellular component: PRC1 complex. Gene Ontology annotation, molecular function: promoter-specific chromatin binding. Lineage: Eukaryota; Metazoa; Chordata; Testudines; Testudinidae. The record is from RefSeq and is a predicted model, not a curated record. Gene Ontology annotation, biological process: negative regulation of transcription by RNA polymerase II.
GCCAUUUUGUGCCCCCCCUCCCCAUGAGAUCCCAUCAGCAGCUACACAGACGCGUUUUUUCCAGCUCCGACGCUUUGGCACUAAAAUAAAAGAAAAGGAGAGAAAGGGGGGGUUUGGGGGAGCUCGCUGUUUUCCCAACCCUGCUCGCCCCCCCCCCCGAAAGAUCCGGGAUCAGAGAGGAUCUGCUGAGGCCCUGAUCCAAAAUGCACAGAACCACCAGGAUAAAGAUCACUGAGCUGAAUCCCCACUUGAUGUGUGCUUUGUGUGGCGGCUACUUCAUAGAUGCAACCACCAUAGUGGAAUGUUUACACUCCUUCUGUAAAACCUGCAUCGUCCGCUACCUGGAGACCAACAAAUACUGUCCCAUGUGUGAUGUCCAGGUGCAUAAAACCAGGCCUCUGCUCAGCAUCAGGUCUGACAAAACCUUACAAGACAUAGUGUACAAACUGGUCCCUGGGCUUUUCAAAGAUGAAAUGAAGAGACGGCGUGACUUCUAUGCAGCCUAUCCCAUGGCAGACGUUCCCAAUGGGUCUAAUGAGGACCGUGGGGAAGUUUCCGAACAAGACAAAGGGAACCUGACAGAUGAUGAAAUUGUCAGCUUAUCCAUCGAGUUUUACGAAGGAAUGAGAGAUGAAAAGAAAGGGACGAUUGAAAACGGGGAUGUGGAAAAGGAAAAGAAGAACGGUGUAAGGUUCCUCCGGUGUCCUGCUGCCAUGACAGUCAUGCAUCUGGCUAAAUUUCUCCGCAAUAAGAUGGAUGUUCCCAGCAAGUACAAAGUGGAAGUUCUCUACGAAGACGAACCUUUAAAGGAAUAUUACACGCUUAUGGACAUUGCCUAUAUCUAUCCUUGGAGAAGGAAUGGGCCUCUCCCUUUGAAAUACCGAGUGCAGCCAGCUUGCAAGAGACUAAAACUGUCCCAGCCUGCAAACUCUGAAUGCACCAACACCAGCGGAGCAUCCGAGUGCGAAUCCGUCAGCGACAAAGCCAACAGCCCGGCCACCUUGCCCGCCACCUCCUCGUCCCUGCCAAGCCCUGCCACACCUUCCCAUGGGUCGCCCAGCUCCAACACCACCACGAUAAGCAUCCCUGCCAACCCCGGCACCAUACUCAAUGGCACCUCGAACUGCCACCAAAUGCCACCCUCCGCCAGCAGGGGGCGCAAAAUGACUGUGAAUGGCAGCACAGCAUCCGCCUUGACCUAGAAGGGACCCCUUGGGCAUGACUUUCCAUUUUAUAUAUAAAUAUAUAUGUGUAUAUAGGAAAAAAAUUAUACAUACUUAUUUUCUAUUGAUUGACCAGAUUAAUUUAAAAUGCAAACAACAGACACAAAAUGUGGUUGAGUAUUUUUUAAUGGUUUUUUUUUUUUUUUUUAACUUUAUGGAACUUGCAUGCCAUGAGCCCAAGUUUAGGUAAAAGCUGCAGCCCCUUCAUUUUCUAUAUCUUCGGUCACCCCAGGAGCUAAUGGACUCACUAGUAGUGGACACACAGGUAAUGGCAAAGCACAUGGACCAAAAGCCUCAAUCCUCAGUGUAAGUGCAUUUGUGGUUCUGACACUUUCUUCCAAAAGGAUGAGUCUUGUCCAGGCAUUUCUUAAGAGUCACGUCUGAUGCCAUGCUUGUGUCAGCCUCCCCUACCCCCUUUCCUGACUGGUUUAGGGAUGAAGAACCUAAAAGCAGGUGUUGAGUGUUUUGUGCAUAUGGACAGGCAGGAAGUGGGGCUCAGAGCUUUGUAAAUCCUGCAGUUCUUCCACUAUCCAAACUUCCAUGGACUUUAAGUCAGAGGCUUGCCUGGAGUUAGGGCCAUUGGCUAAAGUUUUCAAAAGUACGUAAAUAAUUUAGGAGCCCAGUUCCACUGAAAGUCAAUGACCUAUGUGAUUUAGGAGCCCAAAUGACUGUGGUGCCUUUGAAAAUGUUACCCAUAGGGUGUUAUGUCCAGAGCAGCCUAGGGGAUUUAGACACAUCUUCCAUUAAUUUAAAGGGAAGAAUUUGGUCUGAUUCCUCCCCCACCCUCAAGACUGCAUACAGGCCCAGCGGAAGCCAGCAAGAGCUGCAGGUGUUGGGCACCUCUGAAAAUCUGGUCCCAUGAAUCACAUUUUUCAAAAGAUGUCAAGGCCAGAUUUCUGGGAACAUGCUGAAGUGUGUUGUUUCCCUCCCUUUAAAUCUUGCCUGUAUGCAUCUACAUCCCCUAUCCUGCUUUAAAUUUCUCAGCCAGAGGCUCCUUCCCUGGCUCCCUUUAGAAUGACAGCUUUUCCCACUGCCUUGUUGCAAUGUCUUAUCCGAUCAUCUUAAUCACUGGGUAAUCUCCAAAGAGAAUUUCCAUCCCUCUGUAAAUACAUCCCUGCUCCUGUCUUCACUUCAUAAUGAUGUUCCCCUACAUUUCUGUGCAGUGGGGCAGGAAAGGGGAGAGAUCUCAGCUUUAAGGGCCACCAAAGCACAUCCCACUUGGAGGUGGUCUUGGCAAAGGGAUCUAAAGAACCCAGGAACUGGCUUUGCAAAAGGAUGUGGCUUUGUCUCCCUCAUGUAAAUUUUCUUCUCCUUUGCAGAGUAGCUUUCUAAUGACUAUUUGAGGCUUCGAUCCUGCAAAGAUUUAAGCAUGUGCUAACUUGACACACUCCAAGCAGUUCCAUUCAUUAAGCAUCUGCCUUAAAGGUGGAAUGUUCAAGAGAAUCUAGGCAAUUUAAGAGCACAAGUCAUUGAUUUCCCCCCACUCCGCCACAACCCCAAAGGAGGCCGAGGGAUCUAGCCCCUCAUGUCAACAGAAGUUGGGAACCUCUCCUGGGCUCCUUAGUCAUUUAGGGCUCUUUUGAAAAAUCCCACUCAGACUUUGCAGGAAGGAGGCUUUAAGUAACCAACACCACCUUCAAAACAGGUAGCACUCACUUAUUAGACCCAUAACAGCAUUUCACGUAGCCUCAACAUUCAUGAGCAUGAAAUAAUGUGAUCGGGUGGGAAAGGAAGAGAGUUAGGGCCUAUCCCACCCAGGAAACCAGCGUUUCAGUCCUUCCACGGUGGUGAUGGUUACCAGGAGUGUGGUUUCUUUGGUGGGGUGGCCAGAGAUGAUGCCAAAAUGAAGAACCAAUGUAUUUCCCCAUCAUUCUGCUCUUCAUUUCUUCCUCCUCAAUAGCUCCUUGCUUGCUAAAAAGAUUAAAUUUAGCAUUUCAAAGCUUCAUUUUAGUUCAGCCCUGUCCCACCAUCUCCCCUUCAUUCUCCUCAUGCGGGAUUUAAAACAUACAGUGCCUUUAGAAAGGUGGUUUGUUUGUGAAGGGGACAGGGUCAAAAAAAAAAAGGGGGGGGUUUACUAUGUUUUCUUUUAAAAGGCAUGUAGCUUUAUAGUGUGCGGUGCAGCAUUUUGCUUACAUCUUGUUAUGAAAUUGUCCCCAUGCAGGGGGGAAAAAAAACGCACAGGUCCCAUUGCAGAGAAUUCUCUUGCAUCAUCCCCUAAACCUUUUCUUCCAAGCUGCAGUGAUACUUUUCCUUUAAGGCAGGGGUGUGAGCAGGGGCGGC